Molecule: messenger RNA, 2953 nt
Organism: Rhagoletis zephyria (snowberry fruit fly)
Lineage: Eukaryota; Metazoa; Arthropoda; Insecta; Diptera; Tephritidae
Biological process (GO): regulation of mitochondrial mRNA stability; mitochondrial RNA processing
Cellular component (GO): mitochondrial matrix; ribonucleoprotein granule
Molecular function (GO): RNA binding
Source: RefSeq, a predicted model, not a curated record
ACAUCGGUUUUAUUGGAUACAUCGAAUAGCAUUGAUGUUUUUUUUUGCUUUCCUACUUCUAGUAAGGUUUAAGUAAACAGUUGUAUUCCUUGUUCGUAUAAGACAAUUAGGAUAUGUUUUCAAGCUCAAUGACAACACAAAGGCUUAAAUUUGUUGAGUGGCUUUAUACAUAUAGUAAAUGCAUGUAUAAUGUAAAGGGCAACAUAAAUGUCUAUAAAAUUUGCAAACCGAAAAGGACUACGACUAAAGGAGCGAUAUGUAGCCCAAAUCUAAUGACUAAAUGUAAUACCAAAGAACCAAUAACCGAUUUUGAAGAAACUGCAAAUUUUAAAUUCAAAACUCUGUUAUAUGAUGAAAAUUCCGACAAUGUCCUAGCCGAAAUCAACUCUUGCGAAGAUAAGAACAAAUUGUCGGAGUUAAUAAAAACAUCACAUCAUAAAUUAAAUCAUAAACAUUUUAUACAGUGCAUUCUAGUUCUCAAAGACCUUUGCCGAAGUAUUCAAUACGAUUCUGAAGACAAAUUACUAGAAAAUAUUUUACAUGGGUUGAAACCUCAUGUAAAAGCGAUGAAUAUAGCGGAACAAAGCUGUUGUUACCUUUAUUUACGCAAAUUUGAGAUACCAAACGAAAAUACCGUUGUUAGUCAGCUGCUGGGCAAUGCUUUGGAAAAAAUUGCGACUACACCAGAUAAUCCAAUUGCUUUACCUGCAUUAUCUCGCCUGGCAGUAGGUAUUAAUACUGGAAAUGACUUCCACGUACCGUCAGUCUGUAAUCACUUCAUUCCUCAUGUAAUGUCUCAUAUUCAACAAUGCAAAAACGAGGACGAUUUACGUUUGAUUUCAGUUUGUCUAAUAAAUCUGCAGCCUUUGAUUACAAUUGAUAUUUUAGAAACAUUUAAGGCGAAGAUAGAUGAUGUACUAAAAAAUUUUACAAUCGGUGCGGAGAAUCAAAGGACUGUAUUAAAAUUGCUACAUUUGUUGAAUCAUCCAGCAUGGUCCCAACAAAACGGGCGUGUUAUUCGCAAUCUGUUAUUACUAUUGCAACCGAAUUUAUCAAAGUUAAGUAUCUCGGACCUUAAAACCACCAGUACAAUUUUCGGUUAUCAUUUGGAGCCUGCAGCUUUAGUUGCCCCACUAAGUUCAUUGAUGAAGGAUUUAAUUCAUUAUCAGCAUAAAACUGAUCUAAUCGCUGCAUAUAUGCCAUUUUUAGAACCACAUCAACGGGAACCUACAGUAGAUGUUUUUAAACAUUCGAUCUCUACUUCAGAACGUUUUCCAAGUCUUUAUGAUGAUGGGGACUUCUUUCAAAUAAUUCGUGCUUUAAAGAUAUCUGAUGCAAGUAUAUGUGAUGCUUACUGGUCUAAUGUGCUAACCUCAGUCAAAAGCAUUGGCCACAAGGAAUCCGAUUUACGAUUUUUAAAACACUGUCAUCGGUACAUGCAUUUUAAUAACAACUUAGGUGGUACAUAUCGUUUCAUACCGCUAGAACGGCGAUUGUGUCAAUUGGCUAUGGAAGCAAUUGAAAACGAUAUAGCUGCCCGAUUGCCCUAUAAAUUUGCACGUUUAGCCUCUUUUGUGCUAGCAUAUGGUCAUACUCCUUUUGGCUGGAAGAAGUUUCCCAAUGUACUACUUUCUAAAAUCAUAUCCAUGUCCUCUCAGUUCAGUGUAAAGGAUUGCUUCUAUCUAAGCCGAGGCAUACAUAUUGCUUUGGAAUUACGAUUUCGUAAUACUACUUCGUCGUUGCUAGUGAUGCAACUCGCCACUUUAGAUAGUGUUCUAACAGACUGUGUUGCGAGACAUCUAGAAAAUAAUUCUUUGUCAAUAUUUGAUUUAAAUACUAUAGUAAGAACCCUUGGAUAUAGAAAGUCUUUCAAAAAUAAAACGAUAUACUAUGAAGCAUUGGAUCGGUACAAACAACUAGAUUAUAAAGAAAUCAACUCACGCACGAUAAGAGAAAUGGCUUUUAACUUCAACGCUGCAAAUUGUUCUGUACCCAUUGCUCUGGAGGCAAUGUUUAGGUAUAUUGAACAUCAUCAUGAAGUUGUCAUUGGAGAUACUGUGGAAAAGGUUUUAACUUGUGCAUAUAAUCUCGGGUAUGCGCCCCAAUCUAACACAGCGCUUUAUAAUGCGGCUCUGGUUUUGAAACGUGACUUCAAACAUAUGAGCGGUUUGUCGGUCGUGCAGGCAUGUCUAGCACUUUGCUACUACAAAUCGAUCCCUGAGGACCUAAUCGAUACGGUGUUUUGUGUGAAGUUUGUUCAGCGGAUUGAGGACGAGAUUCAUAUGUGUUACUCAAAGGCAACAUAUCCAGAACGAGUACUUAAUUUAAUAAUGCAGUUGAAUCGCACAGUCUGUCUGGAUUACCCCGAGGCGAAUGUUCCAUGGUUUCAACAAAACUAUCUCGAAGCACAACUCAGUAAAAAGACUAAAACUCAAGGAAAAUUUGGUGACGAUGUAAAAAAGCUCCUAGCCGCGGUUUUAAGCGACGAAAGCUUCUUCAGCUGCAAUCAUAUAACACCUUACGGAUAUCAAAUCGAUUUUGUGAUACAUUUUGAUAAAAGCCGUAAACCUAUUCCAGUGCCAGCUGAAACUACAAUAUUAGAUCGCAUUACAAAAGUUGCAAUAUUGCUGCUGCGGCUUGAUUCUUACUGUGAAAACGAUCUAACUGCGAUGCGCGGGGCUGAACACCUCAGAACAAAACAUUUGGAAAUGAUGGGUUACAAAGUGUUACACAUCAACGAACACGAUUGGAACACAAGAUACAUGAAUUCCCCGCAAAUAAAAACAAAUUAUUUAAAAUGUCUCCUACAAAUAUAACCACUUAUUCUUUGCAUUCUUUAAACCAUACCAUUCAAUUUCUCAUUAAUAUUAUUAUAAAUGGGAUCCCUACCAAUCUAUGUCCAAACAGUAGUAAUUCACAUCAAUAUAAACUUACUUAUUUCUGACAAAUUUAA